Molecule: messenger RNA, 1333 nt
Organism: Sapajus apella (tufted capuchin)
Lineage: Eukaryota; Metazoa; Chordata; Mammalia; Primates; Cebidae
Product: ras GTPase-activating-like protein IQGAP1
Exons: 7
Coding region: 138-1166 (342 amino acids)
Biological process (GO): regulation of actin cytoskeleton organization
Cellular component (GO): nucleus; cytoplasm
Molecular function (GO): actin filament binding; GTPase activator activity; calmodulin binding
Source: RefSeq, a predicted model, not a curated record
GCAGAGCCCAAUGUGGUGCUUUAUGUUACAUUGUUUAUUUGGGUUAGUUUGCUGAGGAUGUGCUUGUUGGUUCUUUGAAUAUAGGAACUUUGUUGUAACCUCUUUGUGCAAAUCAUUUUUAGGCAUUCUGGGGAGGGAUGGGCUGGAGAGUUGAAUGUGUAAAUGGAGUUGAUCGUUGGUGUUUGCAGCUCCUGUUAGAUCACCAGGAUGCCAUUGCUCCAGAGCACAAUGAUCCAAUCCACGAGCUGCUGGACGACCUCGGAGAGGUGCCCACCAUCGAGUCCCUGAUAGGGGAAAGCUCUGGCAAUUUAAGUGAUCCAAAUAAGGAGGCACUGGCUAAGACAGAAGUAUCUCUCACCCUGACCAACAAAUUUGAUGUGCCUGGAGAUGAGAAUGCAGAAAUGGAUGCUCGAACCAUCUUACUGAAUACAAAACGUUUAAUUGUGGAUGUCAUCCGGUUCCAGCCAGGAGAGACCUUGACAGAAAUCCUAGAAACACCAGCCACCAGUGAACAGGAAGCAGAACAUCAGAGAGCCAUGCAGAGACGUGCUAUUCGUGAUGCCAAAACUCCUGACAAGAUGAAAAAAUCCAAAUCUGUAAAGGAAGACAGCAACCUCAGUCUUCAGGAGAAGAAAGAGAAAAUCCAGACAGGCUUAAAGAAGCUGACAGAGCUUGGAACCGUGGACCCAAAAAACAAAUACCAGGAACUGAUCAAUGACAUUGCCAGGGAUAUUCGGAAUCAGCGGCGGUACCGACAGAGGAGGAAGGCUGAGCUAGUGAAGCUGCAGCAAACAUACGCUGCUCUGAACUCUAAGGCCACCUUCUAUGGCGAGCAGGUGGAUUACUAUAAAAGCUAUAUCAAAACCUGCUUGGAUAACUUAGCCAGCAAGGGCAAAGUCUCUAAAAAGCCUAGGGAAAUGAAAGGAAAGAAAAGCAAAAAGAUUUCUCUGAAAUAUACAGCAGCAAGACUACAUGAAAAGGGAGUUCUUCUGGAAAUUGAGGACCUGCAAGUGAAUCAGUUUAAAAAUGUUAUCUUUGAAAUCAGUCCAACAGAAGAAGUCGGAGACUUUGAAGUGAAGGCCAAAUUCAUGGGAGUUCAAAUGGAGACUUUUAUGUUACAUUAUCAGGUGGGUAGGCACCAGUGGAACCAAAAGCUUUCUCUAUGAGAUUCUUGUCCAAGUAGGAGAAAUAGACAAAGAGGAGACUCACUUGAGGAAAGCUGUCUCCAUUCAGCAGUGAGCUAGGCUCCACGCUGGGGGAAAGAAGCGGAGGGUUUCAGGGUGUCUGGUUUGGUGUGUGUGCCCUGGAGCGCUUUUGCAAAUGUAAAUCCUCA